This is a messenger RNA of Oncorhynchus mykiss (rainbow trout), 3196 nucleotides long. Its product is annotated as heparan sulfate glucosamine 3-O-sulfotransferase 2-like. Lineage: Eukaryota; Metazoa; Chordata; Actinopteri; Salmoniformes; Salmonidae. Gene Ontology annotation, molecular function: [heparan sulfate]-glucosamine 3-sulfotransferase activity. The record is from RefSeq and is a predicted model, not a curated record.
AACUGCGCCGCACGCUCCCAGCUUUUCGGGCUAGUGCGCUAAUAAGAAAUACAAGGAUUUUACAAUAGGAUGUGUUCAAGAUUUCAUAACGGAAAGGAGGAGUUUUUUUUAACUAAGUGAAGAAGUAAAACAUACUACAGUAGGCUACUAUUUCCUGACGCAAGCACACACCUGAGUGAUUUUGGUGGUUCGAUCCAGGAUGAAGUGAAGUAAUGUGCCGCAAUAUUGAAAUAAUUCGGAUAUCUGAAACAAGCUUGAAUGUAAUACCCUGAUUGCUAUUUGUGAUGUGCGCUUUUAGCCACCACUUAAACUGUUCCCAGGGCAGUUCUGGGGGAAUGAAGAUAUUAGUCAGAGCUGGGUUUAUAUACCCGUGGAUAUAGGCUACGUUUUGUCUUCACUCUUUUAACGACAACGCAGAUAACAAGUAAAUAAUCAAUAAAUAAAAACCAUGCACCAUCUAAAUCCGUGGAGAUAUGGCAUGCAUUCUCCUCUAUAGCCGAGUUGCGCCGUCUUCAUAUAGGCAUACCAGGACAUGCGUCUGCAUAUUUUCCAUAUCUCUAUCACUAUCAUAUAUAUGCUACUGUCUCUUAUUUUCUUCUGAUGCUAUCAUGCAAAAACCAAGUGAUCCAACGCAGAACUGCCUGCGCCUCAGGAGUGAUGGAGGCAAAAAACUUCAGCAAAAAUCUCCUUACUGCACUUUGCCAUUGGACGCGAGAGCGACAAGGGAAAUAUCUCUCCAUGAAGCGAACCAAAGCAACGCCUCGGUUAAUCACAACACAGUUCGGAAUUUCACAUCAGACCGUCCAACCACUAACAACUUGGGCAGUGGGAAGUUCGGGAAUAAGAAGUUGCCAAAUGCCAUCAUUGUCGGUGUUAAAAAGGGCGGCACAAGAGCUGUCUUGGAGUUUAUAAGAAUCCACCCGGACGUACGGGCGGUCGGCACAGAAACGCAUUUUUUCGACAGGAACUAUGACCGUGGACUAGACUGGUACAGAUGCCUUAUGCCACGGACUAUGGAGAGCCAGAUCACCAUGGAGAAGACGCCCAGCUACUUUGUAACGAGGGAGACACCUCGCCGGAUCUCCGCCAUGUCCCGGGACACCAAGCUGAUCGUGGUGGUGCGCGACCCUGUCACCCGGGUCAUCUCUGACUACACGCAGACCCUGUCCAAGACACCUGACAUUCCCAGCUUCCAGGAUCUGGCCUUCCAGAACCAGAGUUUAGGAUUGGUUGACACGUCUUGGAAUGCCAUCCGCAUCGGCAUGUACGCUCUGCACCUGGAAAACUGGCUCCGCUACUUCCCCCUGUCCCAGAUCCACUUCGUCAACGGGGAGCGGCUCAUCACGGACCCGGCUGGAGAACUGGCGCGGGUUCAGGACUUCCUGGGUCUGAAACGCAUCGUCACGGACAAACAUUUCUACUUCAACAGGACCAAAGGAUUCCCCUGCCUGAAGAAACCAGAGAGCAGCAGCUCACCCCGCUGCCUGGGCAAGUCUAAAGGUAGAACCCACAUUCAGAUAGAUCACGACACUAUCGAGCAGCUACGGGACUUCUACAGGCCAUACAAUGUCAAGUUUUACGAAAUGGUGGGUCAAGAUUUUAGAUGGGAAUAGAGAUUUGUGGGGAGGUCCGCAGUUUACAAGUGGCACAAGGAGAGACAAGAUGUCAUCCAUGAAUGUACGCACAGUUUAAAUGUUUUUUUGGUGUGGUUCUAUGGACCUCCUGUUUGGCUGUUGGUAAUAGUGUGGCUCUAGCUAAAGUCGUGGGUCCAAGUCUCGAAGGGAUCACAUACACAUAUUUAAAAAAUAUGUACAGUGCAUUCGGAAAGUAUUCAGACCCCUUCCAACAGGACAACGACCCUAAGUACUGAGUAAAGGAUCUGAAUACUAAUGUAAAUGUGAUAUUUCAAUUUAAAUGUUUUUACAAAUUGGCAAAAUUGGCAAAAAUUCGGUUUUUGCUUUGUCAUUAUGGGAUACAGUGUGUAGAUUGAUGAGGGGGAAAAGACAUUUCAUCCAUUUUAGAAUAAGGCUGUAACGUAACAAAAUGUGGAUAAAGUGAAGGGGGUCCAAAUACUUUGAAUGUACUGUACUUACUGUCCUGUUAGUCGCUUUAGAUAAGUGUCCGCUAAAGUUUUGAAAAUCUCUUGGCCUUUUCCUGCUGACUAGCUUUCCUCUGUUGCCGACUAAUAUAUAAAAUAAGCCAAUGUAAUGGGAUAGAUGCAACUCCCCUCACUAAUCUCAACUGAGAUUAGGGGCAAGACCAUGGAAAAUGUGAGCAUCAUCUUCAGAGAGGGAUAUUAUUGUAAAAGAUAAAUGGCACUCUGGGCUUGAACUAAAACGUAAGUGGGAGCUGGGAAGCCUCUGUCGAUUAAUGUACUGUAUUACACUGAAAAACAUUCUUGCUGUUUUGACAGUAUUAUACAACAGUAAAUUGCCAUGAAUGGCAGUGCACGCUGGGUGAUUUUAGGCGUAAACAGUAAAUGAUACUGUAAAUUAAAAAUAAACUUUGCUUUAACAGUACGUUACUGUUAUUUUGAAGCGUGCCUUGUAAGAAGCUGCAUUUGGCCACCCAUUAGUGAGAUAGUAGUGCCCCAACAAUUAAAUGUGUAUAGGGGACCUAUUGGAAUGGCAACUAGUCUCAAACCUUUAAUGGUUGAGUAUUUACCAUGUCCUAUGAUCUGUUUUGCCCUGUAGUCACUGACAGUUUGGAAGCCUUUGUUAAGGGCUCUAAAAGUGCAGGUGAUAUAAAAUACAAAAAUUGUGAAUUUUAUAUCACUUACACUUCUAGAGGCCUUAACAAACAUUUCAGAACUGCCAUUCAUUGAUAUGCUGUAAUAUGCAAACACAUUACCUAGCAGCCAACCUGCUUGCACCAAGCACAUGCAAUUAUGGUAAAAUACUGUAAAAUACAAACCCCAUCUCCCCUCAAUUAAUUUAAAUAAUUCAACUAUUCAUUAAUUGAUUCAUUGUGAUUACCGUAAAACAUAUUACAGUAAUGCACUGUACUGUUGUUUUACAGUAACUUACAGGCAGCCAGUUGUCUGUAAGUUACCAUAAAACAAUGGUAAAAGAUUACAGUAACAGUAUUGGAUACCGUGACAUACAGCAUAGUUACAUACUGUAAGUAAGUAACCUGUAAGUUACCGUAAAAACAACAGGAAAGAUUUUACAGUGUACAGCAAAAGCUCACAAUGGGA